Messenger RNA from Xyrichtys novacula (pearly razorfish), 9324 nucleotides. The record is from the annotation of a GenBank genome assembly. NCBI's taxonomy places the organism in Eukaryota, Metazoa, Chordata, Actinopteri, Labriformes, Labridae.
GGGCGUUCUCUCCGUGUUUCAUUGGACGCCGAUUUAAAUCACCUCUUCGUGAUUGGCCAGGAUUGUCGUUCAGCUAUUGGCUGAUUUCAUGCACCGACAAUUUGAAAAUCUGUGUUCCUGUUUAAAGCCUGGAAAGCAGCGACACAGAGAGACGAGGGGAUACAAAGAUUUGGACACAGACUGUUAGAAGAGAAAGGUGAGGAUUGAAUAAGACUUUCGCUGUAAUAACAUGAGAUAUCAUCGAUCGUAGUUGUUUCAUUUAUAUUCAAUAAGAUUUCGAUGUUUUAUGACUUGAACCAGACUUUGUUGUGGUUUACUGUAGCAGUUCAGUAAAGGUGUAACAGCGCGUUUCUACGUAGUCGGGGAAAAUGCUGAUCUCCAGCCAAUCUGAACUCUUACAUUCAGCAGAAAGUUGAUGCAAUGGAGGACGGUGCCCCGCUGCAGUGCUGUGUGACGGUGGAGCAGCUCAACACCUCUGGUCAGGCCACCCGGAGGCAGGUCAUGCGUAAAGCUUCUGUUAUCUUGGGCCGCAAUGAGUUCGCGGAGAUCAUGCUCCGGAUCCACGACGGAAAAGUCCCGCAAAGUUACCGUCUCAGAGAGUUCAAACUGUUUACAAAGUUUGCCAAAGAAGGAAAAUGCACCGUCAAACUUCUCCCUCAAAACAUCCAGGUGCUCAUGUCCAACUGUCCCCCAGACAAGCUGAACCUCUUCCUGAAAACCCUGAGCAUUAAGCACCAGGCCUGGCAGGCCACCAAGCCCCUGAGCGACAGAGAGAAGCUCAAAGCUGCUCUGCCCCGCAGCUUCGAGACCAUCAGCCCCCUACAGAAGAAAGAUAUCCAGAAAGUCAACGAGCUGAGGAGUAUAGCUGCUCCCAAAGGGCUGACUGACUGCACCAAUAAGGGAACCGUGGCAGGGGCAGGACGGACAGGACAGGUCAAGAGGUCCAGGAGUGACACCAACUUCAGCCCAGUGAGUUGAACACAUGAGCAUAAGAUACCAAUAGAACAGCUUUUUAUGUGUCUUCAUCUGUGGCACAAUUAUGCAAUAUAACCUUUCCCUUGAGCUGUUUUUAAAAUCUAUUUAAUUUUAUGUUUUUUAAGAUGUCUCAUUUCUUUUUCAGGUCAAGUCAAACCCGAGUAAGAAGCCAAUCAUCGCUAUGCCAACACGAAAGCUUAAUAAAGAGCAGGCAGCAGUCCUCAAUGCUGUGCUGAGCGGAAAAAAUGUCUUCUUCACUGGAAGUGCUGGUGAGUUUGAAAACAAAGCUGAUGCUAAAUUCUCAGCACAUACUUGGGAAGGCCCUAAGCAGACAUGCAUCCUUACGUUUUAUUUACCCUGUUUUCAUACGAUCAAGAGUAAAUCUAUGGGUGGCCGUGGUCUUUGUCCACCUCCAGUUUGUUUUCACUUUAGAUUGUGGCUUUGGGCAUGCAUCUUCUUGAUUCCUUCAGUUUCAUACAAAGAAUGAUUACAGUUGAGGCCAAAAUUAUUAGCCCCCCUAUGAAAAUGUCAAUUCUUAAGGGGGCUAAGAAUUUGAUAAUUUUGCUUCUGUGCAAAAGUAAAAUAAUGUAAGGAUCCAAAAUAAAACUAAGAUAUUUGGAAAAGCUGUGUAAAAAAAAAAUCAUUAAUCUGUUGAACAGCACUUUGGAAAUUUUGGAAAAAAAGUUAAAAUUUCAUAGGGGGGCUAAUAAUUUUGGCCUCAACUGUAUGUUUUUAUUCUUUAGGAAAAGUUAUUCAUUCAUGUUAGUGCCAGCAUAAAUGCAUGUUAGCUCUGCCUCUGUUGGUGAUAAUGGUGGUAAUGGAUUACUUCCAGCAAUUUUCUGUAGAUAUCUUAUUAUCUUGAACAUAAUUUCUGUGAAGGACUUAAUGUAAUUUGUUAACAUGGAAAAAUUGGAGACAACAAAAUGUAUGGGUGAAUGUCAGCUUAGGGUUUUUGUGUUUAUUUAGUUUUUGCCCUGGAUUUUGUAUUUCUCCCUUUUGUUCCUCCUGAGAGAAGUAUUUUGUAAAGCCUAAUCUUUUUGAUUUUGAAAAGUUUAAUCUUAAUAUUGUUGCUGUUGUUGUUACUGCUGGAUUUAGAAUGUAUCUUAAAAUGGAUUUUUAUUAUUAUUUUUUUUAUUUCAGUCCAUCUGAACUUUAGUUGUACUUAUUUGUCUGAAAGUUUAAAUGAAAUUUUGAGCUGCUCUUUGUAUGUAAAGAGCUAGUCAAAUAUGUCGUUUAUGUCACUAUUUUGAUCUGUACAAACAUAAUAAUUGAUACCAGUGCAAUCUUUAAGUAUAUUCUAGCCAAAAUUAGAGGCGGUAGUCAACCAGCUCUGUGUUAUAAGUUUUGCAAAAGUGUCUGACUCAAAAUGUCAAUCCUCAUUUACACUGCUGUGUAUAAAAAUUGUGUGUUAAAUCUGUUUUCCAGGCACAGGAAAGUCCUUUUUGUUGAAGAGGAUCAUGGGAUCUUUACCUCCAAAAGGCACUUUUGCUACAGCCAGCACAGGAGUGGCUGCAUGUCACAUUGGCGGAACAACAUUACACAAUUUUGCUGGUCAGUUGUUGUGUCUCUCUGAGAACACAAAAUAGAUUUUAUGUAUGCUUGACACAAAUAGACCUCAGGAAAUGACCCAUAAUCAGCAGUGGGAGAUGAGAGAUUAUCAGAAUAAUUGCUCCAUUUGCUGGUUUCACCAAAAGCCUAUCCUGAAAUUGGGCUGUACUAUUCAUAUUGGAGAAGAAACUUCAGGCUGAACACUAAUAAUUGAUCUGAUAAUCAUUGUACUUUUUGGAGAGGGUUUGAAAUCACUUUCAACAACCGUGUGGCUGUCAGAAAAAUUGUUUUGUCCAACAUCAGUUUCCAAGAAAGCACACAGUCAUUUUGCCAAGAAUCGUUUUUCUAUUUUCUGCUCUACUGCUACAUCUGUACAAUAGCUUAUUUUAACUUUAAGUUAAGCUUGAAAAUGUUUAAUUCACUUCAGAGAGAGUAUCAGUUCCCUCUACAAUUAGAGGGGUCAUUUUGGUGAAAUCACAGUAGUAGAUGAAAUAGUAGUACCUGUAGUAUCAGGCAUUUGCAUGUGUGUUAUUGAUUUGUGACCUCUCUGACCACCAUUCUCCCCCCUCUGCUGCUCUGCUCCCCCUCUCUUCAGGUAUUGGUUCAGGCACGGCCCCUUUGGAGCAGUGUAUUGAACUGGCUCAGAGGCCCGGUGUGCUGCAGCACUGGACCAGCUGUCGACACCUCAUCAUUGAUGAGGUCUCCAUGGUGGAGGCUCAGUUCUUUGACAAGCUGGAGUCGGUGGCCAGGUGAGAUAAGAGCAACAGACAAUUGAUCAUACUUCACAAAACUGAAUGUGCGCACUGAAAGGGUUAAAGACAGAUGACAGUUUGUCCCCUCUUCUGUAGCAGUAUAUUGACUGUAUGAGUGUAUAUGGACCUCAAAUUUAACACCUCAUAAACUGUGUUUGUUCAUGGCUGCAGCUAUAAAGGAUGAUAUUUUUGUUUUAUUGUGAAGAUUAGCAGAACUCUGGUGUGAGCUAUAUUGCACAACACAGUGCAUUUUAGUUUAAAUAAAAUAUGAGGCAAUAACGUAUGAAAAUAUCUAAUUAACUAUAAGUGUACUUUCUCUCUAGGCCACCUAAACUGCCUCCUUAACAGCAUACUAAUAAAAUAUUUAACAACUAUCUAGAAGUUCCUGUGCUCUUCAAAAUCAGAUUCAGUUUGUUAAGUCUGCAACUUUCUCUCAAAUAAAAUCUGCACCUCUAGAUUUUUGAGCACUUUCUGUCUGUAUGCCAUCAAAAAAACUGAACUUAAAGAAAAGUUUUAAGUGUGCUUUAUUACAGAGAGUGUACAUUAUCAUUUAGAUUGGUACAAUAUCAAGUGUUCUGUAGACUGAUUUAAGGACAGUGCAAUUGAGAGUCUCAUUGUUUCUAUUGAUAGAUGUCAUCAGUUUAUCUUUACAUGGAAAUGUUGAACAUUGUAUGUGCCCACUUCAAUUACAAACACCUGAUUUCGCUGUACAAUCACAGAAAAAGGCAUUGUGAUUUUAAAAUGUUGUUGUGGUUCAUUAGAAGCUGCAAAAUUGAAAAAAAAAUGAUGAACCAGAAACCCAUUUUUGGGGGGGCACUUAAAAAAAACAGCAUUUAAAAACCUUGUUGACUAUGUAGCUGUUAAUCACUGUGUUGAUCCUCCCCUAAUUUGAAAACACCACAUUCUGUCUAGGUCAGUGAGGAGGUCCACUGAGCCAUUUGGGGGCAUCCAGCUGAUUGUGUGUGGUGACUUCCUGCAACUGCCACCUGUGUCCAAAGGAAAGGAAAAAGCCAGCUUCUGCUUCCAGGUCAGACAAACAUGAAUCCUGAAAUUUUACUCUUUACCCAAGUCAUUAGAUCAGUAAUAUUGCCUGAAAAGACAUUUCUAUAACACUCUUGCAGUGUUACAUCCUGCUCUGUAGGGUUAUGGUUUCUGUAGUUUUUACAAAACUGUAUGGGAAGAGUUCAUGUAGUGGGCAUUUUUUGAUAUCAAGUUAGUGAUGGGAGGUCUGGUCAUUUUUGUGCUCUUUUUGUAUAAACGGUUGUGUAAGUCAGGGAUGUUGUGAGUCAUUCAAGCGUACUCAUGGGGAUCUGUGCUUCAGGCCAGGAGUUGGCGGAAGGUGAUCCAGCUCAAUAUGGAGCUCACAGAGGUGCGUAGGCAAACAGACCAGUCCUUCAUUUCCCUCCUGCAGGCAGUGAGGGUUGGCAGGUAAAAAAACAACACUGUCCAUUUCUUUAACCUUGCAUUCCACACACACCUCUUCUAACAGUGUUUAACAAAAUGUUCAGUAUGAUGUGUUUUGACUUUAACCCGUUACGUAAAAGGAAACUUCCAGGAACAACAGCUUAGCUCUGCUGCUCGGCAACAGAUUUUUUUUAUCAAUUAAAGUUCAAUCCAUUUCCGUCUCAUUUAACACUGUUCAGGGUGACGGAGGAGGUCACUGCCAAACUGUUGCAGAGUGCCUACCACCACAUCGAGAGAGACGGUAUCCUUGCCACCAGGCUGUGCACACACAAGGAUGAUGUGGAGCUCACAAACGAGAACAAACUCCAGCAGUUACCAGGUCUGAAUCGCUGCAUUUACAAAGGUUUUCACCCUGAGGAGUGUGAGAUAUGGAUUCAUACUGAUAAUUGGCAAAGCUGUUUUCUGUGAGUUGAGUCAUGUAUGACCAUCUUGUUGAAACCAAUUUCCUCAGGAGCAAUUUUACGUUUGUGAGCGCUGCCGUUUCAUUUUCUGCAGUAUUUUCAUCAUUUCAUUUCCGUACUUGUAGAGAGGAGCUAUGACUCUGUUAGACUGGUGGUCACUCAAAGUUUUGAACAUAUAUUUUUGAAUCUCUUUUUGUGUACAAUUGAGCCCAGGUAUUUUUGGAGCUUGGUUAUUCAGAAGUCAUCCAACCUCAUCAAAGUUACCCAGUCAAACCUUAAAAUUGGAUUGUUAAAAAACAAACAAACAAAAAAACACUUAAGUGGCUCUCAUUCCAUUCUGUUCUGAUCCAAUCCAAUUUCAGAAUCCACUUUUUUUUGUUUUUUUAUUUGCAUGUUAGGUUUCUAGUUGUUUGUAACCUUUUGGGAGGAUUGAUUCUAAAUAAAUCUGUACAUUCAAAUUCAAUCAUUUUGGUGCCCCAUGUAGACAGAGUAUAUGGCGUGUGCACAUGCAGCAUUCAUUUAAGAGUGUCAGCAGUAGUGGAUUUGUUGGUCUUUGAAAGUCUGUAUCUAAUGUUUAUUUAAUCCACUUUUACACAGCUAUGGUAGAACAUAAGUUUGAAGAAUUUCCUGAUCCAUGUCAGCAAAAAAAGAAAAUCAAUAUUUGGUUGAUUUCAAAAGCUUUGAAGAAAUGAGCCCAGUAUCUUCACUUGAAUGUUUUCCUCUUUCUCAUCAUAUUUUCUGUACAUAAACCCAUCAGCCUUCAUAUUUUCCUCUCCUAUUAAAUGAGACACUUCUCGACCCUCAGGCUCAGUGCGAGUGUUCGAGGCUCUGGACAGCGAUCCAGCUCUUGUGAAGACCAUGGACGCUCACAGUCCUGUUAACAGGGUGCUCCAACUCAAAGUGGGGGCUCAGGUAAGUCUAUUUCUCAAAUCCCAUGAGCUGCCACUAUCUGGCUGAUAUUAAUGGAGAAUCUCAGUUCGAGUUGGAACAUGUGCUAAAUCUUUGUCUUUUUUAAGGUCAUGCUGACAAAGAACUUGGAUGUGGCCCGAGGACUGGUGAACGGGGCGCGAGGGGUCGUGGUUGGUUUUGAGUCUGGAAAAAAUGGUCAGUUCGUUAGUUUCUGGUUUUUUUUUCAUCUUGAAACAAUUUAGAAAAAUUUUAUCCUAGAAGAUCCAGAAUCUUUGUCAGUUUUAUCCACUUAGGUGUGAAGCCUUACCCUAAAAAAUGAUUGUUUAGUGCAAUAAAACGGAGGGGUGAUAGCUACCCUGGCUUUUUUUAAGUUAAAUGGUUAACAUUUACAUGCUAAAUUAAGUUUAAAAAGCCACAUUUUAUGUGGUUAAGCUGUUUUUUCCCCCCCUCGGCUAAAAGUAGGAGUUUCUUCAGAUCUCCAUUUUCCAUGCAAAAUUAAGCUAACAGCUUAACAAUUUCUUGCUUAAAUCGCUGAAUGCUGAAAUCGCAAACAUGAGUACAUCUUUCCAAAUACUGCACUACUUUGUCAACUGUCAGUACUAAACACAGUGAAAUUAGCAAAAAAGCUCUUCUACUUGUAACUUGAAAACAUCUUCUCAGGAUUUCUAAUUAAAGAAGGACUUUUGGUUAUUUUUGUUACAAUAGCAGGCCAGACAGACAAGCAGGUGAAACCUUGUGAAAAACAACAAUUGUUUUUUCAGUAGUGUUUUUUGUUCUUUUUAAUUGAAUGAACAUGCUGAUUCAUUCCUCAUUUCCCCCAGGACUCCCACGAGUGCGUUUUCUGUGCGGUGUCACAGAGGUGCUUAAACCUGAACGAUGGGUGUUUAAGGCCGGCAGUGGGAUCCACCUGAGUCGACAGCAACUGCCACUCAAACUGGCGUGGGCCAUCUCCAUCCAUAAGAGCCAGGUGAGCACAGGGCCAGUCACAGCCACACACAGAGCACAACAUCCAAACAACCAAAAACUCAACAAAGCUCUAUAACUGCUUUGAAAUGUCUGUCUGGAAGUGAGUGGGGCGUUCUUUUAAUGAAUGACUCACUUUAUGACAAGAUAUUUAAUUUUAUUGUCCGAAAACGAAUUCGUUUUUCUUUUUAUAUUGCAUUUGCAGGUAUUUCCCGGCAGUAGAAAGUGCAGACAGUUUGGUUUUUCUUUUUGAGUCAGCCUUAGAGCUCGAAUCAUUGUCUCCAUUAUUUCUUCUAAUCCAAGGUUAAGAGCCACAGGGGAGAGUGAGGAGUGUGUCAGAAAUACAAACUGUGUUCAUAUAAUAGCACUUCUCCCUUUCAUUUAAUCUCUUUUUUUAACAUUCACAUGAUUGAAUGUUCCAGAAAUUCACCUACAGCACAAUCUGUUCUUAUUUCAAAUGGAUUAUUUUCCACAGCAGCAAAGUUUUGAGAGAAUAAAACUUUAAAAAAAAAUGUCACUUUUCAUCUCUUUGUUAUUGUCAUGAAAUUUGCAGCUGCUUGCAUUCUUCAUGAACUUUGUCCUGACAAUCAUGAUCCCCUGCAGAUAAACGCUUAUACAAAUGUUGUCGCUUCAGGGACUUCACCUCAAAUACCACCAGCAGGCUUGGCUUUUGACGUAUUCUGGAGGUGUCCGCGGAGAACUACGGCACAGACAUUAAAGAUGAUAAAGUUGAUUCAAUUUAGUCACUCUGGUUCGACUAGCGGCAGGUUGAUAUUUGUGCUUUAAAUCUAAUUUGGUGCAGACAUUCCUGUUCUGAGCUCUUUUUUUUUUAUUCAAGGUUUCCUUUAUACUUUUUCAUUUAAGAGUUGAAUCAUGGCAGAAACAUUUUAUUUCCCUUUUGUGCAGUUUAACAAAAGUAUUUUUUUGUUUGUUUGUUUUAUGGUUUCAAACAUGAUUUUUACAAGCGUCGGUAUUUAAACUAGAUGUUUUUUCCUUUUUUUUAAAAAAAAAAAAAACGAACCCACCCACAUGAAUAACAUAGAAAGCCAGAGUUCAUUGAUUCAAGACGUGACCACGAAUUCAAAUUAUUCCCACUUCCUGCAAACUGACGGCAUGUUCUCCUCUCCACCUCCACCUCUUGUCUUCAUCCAUCUGUGUGCAAUCAAAUGACAGCCUUCACAGAUCAUUUAUCUGUCUCGCAACAGCUCCCACUCUCCUCCCACAGCAGGUUGUGUAUCUGUCAGCUUUAUAAUCAGUCUGAGAAAAAGGCCCCAGGGUAACUGAUUUUAUUGGUCACGAUCAGUGCAUCACCAGUGACUGACCUGCAGCUGAGGAGCUAAGAGGGGGACCUAAAAAUAAAUCUGAUACCAGCAAACAUUCAGAGGGGCUACAGGGACAAAACGGAAAAAUUGUAGGUGAUAUUAAUCAGGUGGAAAUGUCACGUGAAGCAAUAAAUAACAAACCAGCUGCUCUCAGUGAAUUAACACUGGCAUUGAGAAGUUUUUACAAUGUAAAUAACCUGUGCUUCUUGAUCAUUUUUUCAUUCAUCCAACAAAAAUACGUGAUCCAAUCUGAGCCAAAAAUAACUUUAACUCCUGGUUUGUUACAAAGGCUUAUAUUCAUCAUUCUGUUUUAAUUUAUUGGUGACUUUUCUUCCCUAUUAGGGGAUGACACUGGACUGUGUGGAGAUCUCUCUGGCUCGUGUGUUUGAGAGCGGACAGGCGUAUGUGGCUUUAUCUCGGGCACGGAGUCUUGAAGGGCUGAGGGUGAUGGACUUUGACCCCCAUGUAGUCAGAGCAGACCCAGACGUUCUUCUCUUCUACAAGAGACUGAGGAAGGAAAGGCUGCUCAUGCAGGUAAAAACUAGGCUCUUAAUCAUAACCAGUUUUGUUGAAUUUUAACUCUUUAUGCUAUUCAGUGAUGUAAAUGAAUCCCUCCAUGUGCACUGUUCUCUGCAGGCCUCUAUGGAUGAUUUCGUCGGGAACAAAGAAAACUGGUGAGAGGGUGAACUCAUCACCAACUUCUGAAAUAUUGUGCACUGUGUGCAUAAAGUAUCUGCUCUGUGUCACAUCUUUAUUCCACUUGGGUUAGUUUGAUUUUAUAAAAUGACAUUUUUAUCGCUGACAAAUACACUUAUCUACCUCAUUUCUCGGUGAGCUGGUGGCGUGAAGGGUCCCACUGCCACCCUGUGGUCAAUAUUGUAUUUUUAUUUUAUUUUUUUAGGGGAUCUUGUUUUUAAGAGACAUUGAUUUUUAAGUUAUUAUGUAUUAUGUUUUUGGCAUGUAUCCAAAUAAAGAUUUGGUCAACCAACA